AUGGCGGCAACGCCGAGUGGCACUCCUCAAGUCGGUUCCAAGUCGCCGACUAUUCGAAGAAUAAUGCGCGAAGCGGCCGAGAUCUCCAGUUCUCCCUCCCCUGACUACACGGCCGAACCUCUGGAGACUGACAUAUUUGAAUGGCAUUUCACCUUGCGAGGCCCCCCAAAGUCAGUUUACAGCGAGGGCAUCUAUCACGGUCGAAUAGUUCUCCCACCAACAUAUCCGUUGCGACCACCAAGCUUUCGUUUUACUACUCCAAAUGGUCGAUUCGAGGCAAAUCGGGAGAUUUGCCUCAGUAUUAGCGGGCAUCACGAGGAGACAUGGCAGCCAGCCUGGGGCAUUCGAACUGCAAUUGUAGCCCUUCGGAGCUUUAUGGAGACUGAUGCUCGCGGACAACUUGGCGGGUUGGACACCACUGAAGAGGUUCGCCGCCGUCUUGCCCGGGAGUCCAUGUCGUUUAAAUGCUCUACAUGUGCCCGAUCGAAUGGGGAUAUCAUAUCAGAAUGCGAGAAACAAGCCGAAAUAUCAAAUUCCGCGACGAAGACCAAUGUCCAAAUACCAUCGGAAUUGAGCAUGGGUUGGAGAGAUGAGAUGGAGUCUAAAAAUCAAGGCAAAGGGCAUUCACCUGAUCACUCCAUAAUUCCUCAGGAUUCCGAUUCAGAUCUCGCAGAACUUGCAGAAGGUUUUGUCAAGACAGCAUCUACCAACAGGGAACGUUCUGAUCAAGCAGCUUCGUCAACUGUGGGACACACGAUCACAUCGGCUUCAAACGCAGAAAUGCGGAUACGCAGCUCUGUCGGGGCCAGCAGUGGCAGGCCACUGGCUCAGCCCCUGGAACAGCGACAAAGGCAGCUAGACACUGUUGGAACACGAGGUGACGUGGUUCCGUUGUGGAUUGACAGAGCUAUCGUCGCUUUAGUAAUUGUUCUAGCUGCACUUGUUCUCAAGGUACUAUUUGGCAUCUGA
This is a messenger RNA of Pochonia chlamydosporia 170, 969 nucleotides long. RefSeq names its product ubiquitin-conjugating enzyme. Bases 1 to 969 code for a protein of 322 amino acids. The record is from RefSeq and is a predicted model, not a curated record. The transcript is spliced from 3 exons. Lineage: Eukaryota; Fungi; Ascomycota; Sordariomycetes; Hypocreales; Clavicipitaceae.